This is a messenger RNA of Coffea eugenioides, 1087 nucleotides long. RefSeq lists its product as uncharacterized. The record is from RefSeq and is a predicted model, not a curated record. The transcript has 2 exons. NCBI's taxonomy places the organism in Eukaryota, Viridiplantae, Streptophyta, Magnoliopsida, Gentianales, Rubiaceae. Bases 114 to 986 code for a protein of 290 amino acids.
ACAAUGCCCCUUUCCUCUGUUUCCUUUAUUCUUUUGGUUGGUUUCAUUUACUUACAGAAACCUAUGAUUAUCUGUUAGUUUUCUUCGUUUUCUUAGGCUUAUAACUUAGAUGAAUGUUCAUUACCAUGGGUUCCUCGAAGUCCUCGAAGAGGAGCAAAUGGUACAUGUGCUUCAAACCGGAUGUCGAUGAUCAUCCGUUUAAGCCCGUUUCGCGUUUAGGAAAAGGAGGGAAGGAGCACUUGCUGCAUCACAGUGAUGUCUUCAUGUCCUUGUCCGACGGGGACAAGUUGGAUUCUUCGUCCGACGAUGGCCAAGAACCCCUGAGUAAGAAGUCGAAGCGUCGCCGGGGAUUCUCUCGUGUUUUCAAAGCCUUCUUGUUUCAAUCACCUUUGGCCAAGAGAAAAGGAAGCAGAAAAUCAGAAAAAGAAGCACCCUGUAGACCUUCAAAAUUCGACAAGUUAUGGGAGUCGUUCCGGGACAAGAAAUCAUCAAUAUCCCUGAAUAAAGAAUCACUAGGCGACAGCCCUCUAUCCGGUUCGAGCAGAUCAAGCUUGUUUUCAUCAUCAACAGCAGCAGCCUCGUCCUCCCUAACAUCUUCGCGUGCUUCCUCCAUCGCUAGCAACUCAAGGUCCGCGUCAGAAAGGAAAAGGUCAAGCUCGUUGGAUUCGUUGCAACUGAAUCAAAAGCCACCAGCAAUGCUCUCCAAGAAAACUAAUGGAUAUUGCAACUCCAACGUGGGGCUUUACUUUCUGCUGAUUUGCUUAGUUGCGUUGAUAUUCUGGGGGAAAGCAUUCGCAGUCUUCUGCACCUCAACGUGCCUGUUCUUGAUUCCUUGCCGGUUCAAAAGGGUUGAUGAUCAGUCGGGUGUAAAUGUAAAUAAUACUAGUGUCGAAGUUAUUGACGUUGACUCCGAGGAGCACAAGAAAAAAGUUAUCAUGGGAGGCCUGCUCCAGAGGAAUAAUCGUAGUGCUUCUCGGGUCCUAUAGCCAUUUGUUAACUUCUCUGUACAAGGAUUAAAAAUUUUGCCUGCAAGUUGGAAUUGGAAAGCGGGAAUGAAGGUGAAAUAACCAUUUGCCUCCGUUCUGUA